GACAGGGACUGUUCGCUCCUACGGGCUGUAGAUGGAGCUGUCCGGCCCCGGCGAGGGGGAAGGCGCCCGGAGAACGUUCUUCCUCUCCCAGGCCGGCCCGAGCGGGGAAGCCGCGCUCCCAGGAUGCAGUUUGUGUCAACACGGCCGCAGCCUCAACAGCUGGGCAUCCAGGGCCUGGGGCUGGACGGCGGCAGCUGGAGCUGGGCCCAGGCGCUGCCCCCCGACGAGGUCUGCCACCAGGAGCCGGCGCUGCGCGGGGAAAUGGCCGAGGGAAUGCCGCCCAUGCAGGCUCAAGAAUGGGACAUGGAUGCUCGGCGACCUAUGCCCUUUCAGUUCCCACCCUUCCCGGAUAGGGCUCCCGUCUUCCCUGACCGCAUGAUGCGGGAGCCCCAGUUACCCACAGCAGAGAUCUCGCUCUGGACUGUGGUGGCCGCCAUUCAGGCUGUGGAGAGGAAGGUGGACGCCCAGGCCAGCCAGCUGUUAAACCUAGAGGGACGCACGGGGACCGCCGAGAAGAAGCUGGCCGACUGCGAGAAGACCGCUGUGGAGUUCGGGAACCACAUGGAGAGCAAGUGGGCUGUGCUGGGGACCCUGCUGCAGGAGUACGGGCUGCUGCAGCGGCGCCUGGAGAACCUGGAGAACCUGCUGCGGAACAGGAACUUCUGGGUCCUGCGGCUGCCCCCGGGCACCAAGGGCGAAGCCCCCAAGGUCCCGGUGACUUUUGUGGACAUAGCUGUCUACUUCUCUGAAGAUGAGUGGAAGAACUUGGACGAGUGGCAGAAGGAGCUUUACAAUAACCUUGUUAAGGAAAACUACAAAACCCUGAUGUCCCUGGAUGCCGAGGGCCCCGUGUCUAAGCCAGAUGCUCCAGCCCAGGUGGAGCCCAGAGAAGAGCCUUGUGUGUGGGAGCAACGGCAUCCUGAAGAGAGAGAAGUCCCAGUGGAUGCAGAUACAGGAGCUGAGCCCCUGGUACCUGCACAGGACUUGCCCUCCCAGGUGAAGCGGGAGGAAGCUCUGUGUGUGCGGAGCCAGCGGAACCUGGAAGAAAGAGCUAUCCCCACGGAAUCCAUCACUGACUCCCCCAUCUCUGCCCAGGACCUCUUGUCUCGGAUUAAGCAGGAAGAGCAGCAGUGUGUAUGGGACCAGCAGGAUUUGGCAGAGAGAGAUAUUCCCACGGACCCCAAUUCAGAAUCUCUGAUCUCAGCACAUGACAUUUUGUCCUGGAUCAAGCAGGAGGAGCAGCCGUACCCAUGGGGCCCACGCGAUUCAAUGGAAGGAGAACUCGGACUCGACUCUGGCCCUAGUGACAGCCUGUUGAUGGUGAAGAACGCAGCCCCUGCCCCUCCGCAGCCCCACCAGCAGAGCCUGCCCCCGCUGCCCGAGCACCCCGGCGGCCCGGGCAGCCGCGGGUUGCUGGACAAUGGCGGCUUCCCCGCGCUCCCCGGGGAGCGCGGGGAAGCCGCCAUUGUCCAGCAACCCGCGGCUGCCCGGGCCGCCGGGGUGCUCGGGCAGCGGGGGCAGGCUCUGCUGGUGGGGCUGCGGAGGGGCAGGGGCUGCGUUCUUCACCAUCAACAGGCUGUCACCUUGGGAGGGACGGGGGGAAAGACCAGAAAACCGACAUGUUGA
This is a messenger RNA of Dipodomys ordii (Ord's kangaroo rat), 1626 nucleotides long. RefSeq names its product zinc finger protein 282 (gene Znf282). The record is from RefSeq and is a predicted model, not a curated record. The coding region runs from base 124 to 1626 and encodes 500 amino acids. Lineage: Eukaryota; Metazoa; Chordata; Mammalia; Rodentia; Heteromyidae. Gene Ontology annotation, biological process: regulation of DNA-templated transcription. The transcript has 8 exons.